AUGCUUAUAUCCUGGACGGUAAAAGCAGGAUCUUCUGGAGUUCAUAAGGCUCAAGCAUACUACAUUCUUCCCCUUCAAAUCAUAAAACGCCCCCAGAACUCAAUCUCACACUCAGUAUUGGCAGAAUCACCUCUUUCUGUAACAGGCUACCUAUUGUUCCGCUACAUGCCAGGAUUGCACCAGUCUGAUCAUGAUGUUUCCAGCAUUGACACUGACUUGGGAGCUACUCUUGAUGGAUCUGAAGUACUCACCAAUGGCCCUUUCCACAGAUCAUGUGCUAUAUGCUCUUGGUGGGCCAUAUAG
Phycomyces blakesleeanus NRRL 1555(-) is the source of this 303-nucleotide messenger RNA. RefSeq lists its product as hypothetical. The coding region runs from base 1 to 303 and encodes 100 amino acids. The transcript has 4 exons. NCBI's taxonomy places the organism in Eukaryota, Fungi, Mucoromycota, Mucoromycetes, Mucorales, Phycomycetaceae. The record is from RefSeq and is a predicted model, not a curated record.